This is a messenger RNA of Bradysia coprophila, 921 nucleotides long. RefSeq names its product cilia- and flagella-associated protein 299-like. The record is from RefSeq and is a predicted model, not a curated record. NCBI's taxonomy places the organism in Eukaryota, Metazoa, Arthropoda, Insecta, Diptera, Sciaridae.
GGGCGUAGGCAGCAAUAUUAAAAUUAGAAAAAGGAAACUCCAUUACUAUAGGAUGGAGACUAGACUACUGACCUUGUAAUAAAUCGAAUGUCCGAAACUUUAUUUAUUUUUACUUUAUAUUUCGGAUUAAUACUAAUCCCAGACACAGCACUAGACGAAUACUCUGGAAAAAAAUCUGAAGUGUUGUCUUUAAGACUGAGAAUAACACGAUGGAUGUGGACAAGCUAUUGCUGGAAAGUGAAUCGUAUGAAGAUUACUUGGACGCAUUUGUGCAGCCAAGAGAUUUAUUCUAUUUACGAGACCCUCGAUUGGCUCGGCAACUCGUCACGUUGGGUUAUAGGUCAGCAAUUGAUGUGCUUACACUAAAACAAUACAAGGCAAGAAGAGACGAGUUAUUAGAAACACUAUCGACUACACGACAUCAUCAUAUUCUAUUCAGCACCAAUUGUCGUGCAACCGACGUCAUGGUAGUGGAAUUAGCAGAACGAGAACGUACGAAUCGCUUAGGAAUGUUGACGACAAUAAUUUCAAUGAGAUAUCGCCAAUCGAAUAAGGUGGAAAUAUCUGGGUACAUCGAUUUCGAAGCAAGUCUCAGGAAAUCAAUUACAGAUGAUGAAGAAGCAACCGAUUGGACGGCAAUUUUUAACGAGACAAUGACACUUCGACUGAAAAAGAGCGAUUUAGGAUAUUACAACUGGCAUACCGGAUUCUCAGUUAUGAAUGAUUCGACAAAUUUCAAGGCAGUUGCAGAUCCGGUGAGAGGUUUGUUUUUCGAGUGUCGACACGACCGAAAACCGAUAUAUGUCGAUCCGUUUGGUGAUGUAGGUAGUGGUAGCACGAGGACUGUCGUUAAGAGCAAUUAUUAUAGUCAUGUUGUCCUGUUCGACCAUGUAAUAAGAAGUAAAACGUAGAGUAGUCAGA